This is a messenger RNA of Pyrgilauda ruficollis (rufous-necked snowfinch), 3627 nucleotides long. It is a transcript of the gene ARHGAP27, whose product is annotated as Rho GTPase activating protein 27. NCBI's taxonomy places the organism in Eukaryota, Metazoa, Chordata, Aves, Passeriformes, Passeridae. The record is from RefSeq and is a predicted model, not a curated record. Gene Ontology annotation, molecular function: protein binding. Gene Ontology annotation, cellular component: cytoplasm. Gene Ontology annotation, biological process: regulation of GTPase activity; signal transduction.
CCUCCAUCCUCCAGGGUUUCACUUGGGCAAGUGGUUGGGGGUCCCUCCCCCAUUUUUCCUGCCCCAUUUUCCUUCCCAGCUGCUCCCCGCUGGUGUCAGCUUCUCCCAUUGUUGUUUUCCCCACCACUCGUGUGCUGGGAGGACUUGGCAUGUGCCCACCAACACAGCAGAACUCCCUGGGGUGCAUGGGGACAAAAACCAGGGCAGAGCAGCUCCCAUGGGCCCCCCUAAUGGGGUCCCCAUCCCACUGCCCAGGGAGGCCGUGCCAGAUCCGGCAGCAGCGCAGAUCCCGCAGCAGCGGGGCUGGGCCCUUCCUGCGGCAGGAACCUCCCGAGGAGCCGUUUCCUCGUCGGGCGGCAGCGGGUCCCCUCCGCCACCGUCCCGUCCCGCGCCGAGGGGACAGGACGCGCCCCAGCACCCGGAGCUGCAGCGGGGGCCGGGCACGCACCCGCCGGAGCCCGGCCCCGUCUCUCGUCGAGGCGGCGGCGGAAACCGGGCGAGUCGGGACCGGCCCGGCGCGGGCACGAGCGGCACCGCGGGCGCGCACCCGCCCCAGCGCCGGCCGCAGGCAGAGGCGCGGAGAGGCCAUGGAGGCGGCGGAGCCGGCGGAGGAGGCGCUGGUGCUGGUGGAGUACGGCUUCGAGUACCGCGCCAAGGACGGCACCUUGGUCUCCAUCAAACCCAACGAGCGCUAUGUCCUGCUCAAACGCACCAACCCGCACUGGUGGCACGUCCGCAGGAGCGGGGACGCCCGGCCCUUCUACAUCCCGGCCCAGUACGUCAAGGAGCUGCCGCCCAUCGCUGCCCCAGCCCCGCUUGACCCUUCGCCACCGGGACAUGCUGCGACGGAGCCGGCCGCGCUCGUCCCUCAGCCCCCGCCAGCCUACGAGUAUCGGUUCAUCGGCGCCGCCGAGCCGGGGGAGCCGGCAGGAGGGUGCCCGGUGCCCAGGAGAGACUCGGUGCUCCAGAGAGAUUCUGUGCCCAGGAGAGAUUCGGUGCCCAGGAGGGACUCGGUGCUCCAGAGGGAUUCUGUGCCCAGGAGAGACUCGGUGCCCAGGAGGGACUCACCACCAUCACUCAGCUCUUUUCGGGUCCUGCCGGGGCUGACCCCGCACCCCGCUGAGCCUGUGAGACCUUCGCACUCCCUGGAUGACCUGGCGCGGGUGACACCAGCACCUCGCAGUGCCACUGCUGCCAUGGGGGCACGCGGGGACCCCCCAGGACACGCUCGGCCGCUCGGGAAGAGCCGCUCCGAGACCCUCUGCGCCUCCGGCAAGGACAGGGACGUGGCCAGGAGGUGGCCGGGGGCCGGCCCCGCAGCUCAGGCACACAAGGAGUCAGAGGAGACGCCUGAUCCCAUCUACCUCAACAUCCAGGAGCUGCGGGGAGAGGCCGCCGCCAGCUCGGCCCCAGAGGAGCCCGGCGGCUCCGUGUCGGACUGGGAAACCCACACGGACACGGACAGUGGACAUUUGUUUUAUUACAACCCAGUGACGGGCGAGACCACGUGGGAUUGUCCCUUCGGGCAGGCGGCCGAUGGAGUGAGUCCCGCCGCCUCUCCCGCCUCCUCGCUCGCACACAGCCCGGAGCUUCCCGAGUGGGAACAGCACGUGGACGAAGGAAGCGGACAGACUUUUUUCUAUAAUUCGGUGACAGGUGAGACGUCGUGGGACCCCCCCACUGCAGGAGACACGGGAAGCCCCCGGGAGAUCCCUGGGGGGACGCGGUACGGUGCCAUGGAGCACAGGCCACCCACUCCAGAAACGGAUUAUCCUGACCUGUCUCCAGAUGAGCUGGAGUGUUAUCCUGAGGAAGACUAUUCGCCUGUGGGCUCCUAUGACCAGGGGGCCUCUCUCUGCCUGUCCCCGAGGCGCCCCGAGGAGCUGGGCUCGUCCCCGGGCUGGUAUGGGCAUGGCCACCCCGAGGGACUCAUGUUCUACCCUGAGCACUUCGCCCCUGACACGGUGCCAUCAGGCGGCCGCCACGAGCGGGCCAGCAGCGGCUCCAGCCAGGACAGCGGGCUCUUCGCCUGGUACGGCGCCGUGUCACCGGCACCAGGCAGCAAGGAGGACAAGUUUAAAAGCCUCGAAAAAGCUGGGGUGCUCAACCGGACCAAGACAGUGGACAGAGGGAAGCGGCUCCGGAAGAAUUGGAGCUCCUCCUGGACUGUGCUGGAAGGGGGAAUCCUCACCUUCUUCAAGGACUCCAAGCACUCAGCUGCCAGUGCCUUGAGGCACCCCAGCACCCUGACCACCCCCGAGCACACGGUGAAGCUGCACGGGGCCACCCUCACCUGGGCCGGCAGGGACAAGUCUAGCAAGAAGAAUGUCCUGGAGCUGAGGACGCGGGAGGGCUCGGAAUUCCUCAUCCAGCAUGACUCAGAGCAGAUCAUCACCGCCUGGCACAAGGCCAUCGCCGACAGCAUCGGCCGGAGGGGCUCCGACAUCCCCGGAGAGGAGGAGGCCGAAAUUCGGGCUGAAUUCGGCUCCCGGGAGAGGCUGGGGGGCGGCGAGGAGCGGAGGGCAGCGGCCGGGCAGGUGACGGGCAGUGCCGAGAGUGACACCAGCCGAGUCCGGAACAAACUCCGCAAGUUCCUGCAGAGGCGGCCGACGAUGCAAUCCCUGCGGGAGAGGGGCUACAUCAAGGACCAGGUUUUUGGCUGCUCACUGCUGGCUCUGUGCGAGCGGGAGCGAGGGACGGUGCCACGCUUCGUCCUGCAGUGCAUCUGGACCGUGGAGAGGCGAGGUCUGGACAUUGAUGGGCUGUACCGGGUCAGUGGCAACCUGGCCACCAUCCAGAAACUGCGCUACAAGGUGGAGCACGACGAGCAGCUGGACCUGGAUGACGGGCGCUGGGAGGACAUCCACGUUGUCACCGGGGCACUGAAGCUCUUCCUGCGGGAGCUGCCAGAGCCACUUGUCCCCUUCAGCCACUUCGACAAGUUCAUCGCUGCCAUCAAGAUUCAGGACCUGUCCCUGCGGGGCCACUGCAUCCGGGACCUGGUGCUGUCCCUGCCACCCGCCCACCAUGACACCAUGAAGGUCCUUUUCCGCCACCUCUGCAGGGUGGUGGAACACAAGGAGGAGAACCGCAUGUCGGUGCAGAGCGUCGCCAUCGUCUUCGGCCCCACGCUGCUGCGGCCGGCCAGCGAGGAGGGCAACAUGGCCAUGCACAUGGUCUUCCAGAACCAGGUGGUGGAGCACAUCCUCAACCACUAUGGGUACAUCUUCCCUGACGGAUAGACUCUGGGGAUGAGCCUGGCAGUGGGGACUUGAUGGAGCAGCGUCUCCAGGAAGGACUUGGCCAUGUGUCACCUCGGUGGUGGCUCCAUGGAGGGCAGCACGGUGACCCGGCUCAAGGGAGGACACCCCAGGGGGUCCUCCUUGGCCACCCCAUCCCACCGGGGCCGGAUUCGGGGGGCUGAGCCCCAGGGGGUGUGUGGGGCUCGGGGGGUCCCCGUGGUCAGUGGAGCCCUGCAGUGCCCCCCUGGAGCCGGCAUUCCCGGUGGCAGCAGGGAGGAUCCGGCGGGCAGGGCCUGCUGGGCGGUGGCACCGGCGGGCAGAGAGGGGCCGGGCAGUGCCGUGGCUGCAGCCCCUGCCCCGAUCCCAAAUAAAGAGCCCAUGCAGA